Molecule: messenger RNA, 3362 nt
Organism: Hypomesus transpacificus
Lineage: Eukaryota; Metazoa; Chordata; Actinopteri; Osmeriformes; Osmeridae
Gene: slc38a7
Product: solute carrier family 38 member 7
Exons: 13
Coding region: 674-2053 (459 amino acids)
Biological process (GO): amino acid transmembrane transport
Molecular function (GO): L-methionine transmembrane transporter activity; L-glutamine transmembrane transporter activity; L-aspartate transmembrane transporter activity
Source: RefSeq, a predicted model, not a curated record
CCAGAUCUGGGCCGACACGCGGAGUUUGGAUUGGGUGACGAUGCUAUUUUAAAACAGAAAUACGUGAGAAAAUAACAAGUUUAACCUGCUAGUUAGAAAGAUUAGAUGGCGAAACCUACGGGAUAUUGAAUGUGUCGAUUGUAGUUGUUGAUUAAAUCAGUGAGCCCAUACUCCUCCCAACUGUUGACUAUCGGCGCUCUGUCUAAAACAAAACGAGUGUACACACGUCACAUGCCUCAUUGCUUGUUCAGCAGGUAUCGGACUGCGCGUGCGGGUGCAGCCAAAACAGAAACAGGCUGAAUGGGAGUAACAGAAAGGCUAACAUUAGCGCGCUCGUGAGCCAUCCACAGCGGUGAUUUAAUCAGCUGUCCGUGUUGCCAGGAAUAUUCCAGCGGUGCGACCUCAAUUUUUAAUUCUACCAUUCAGGGUCCUAGGAAGGCUUCCUCUCCUUCCUUGAAGACGAUACAUACCAAGACUCAGAGCACCUCACCUCCCGUGUCCUUGGAAGUUUACAACCUGAGUUCCUCAGAUCUUAAGCUGCAACUGCACCCCUUGUAUAUGGACCUGAUCUCUCCCAUCCACCUACCCUUGGCUCUUUGAUAGUGGAUAGCAAGCCCUACGAAGGACAAUAGUCAGUGGGGUUUGGGUGUAACUCCCAGCUGGGUGGUAUCCUAUGGCAAUUAACAGUGACGUGGCAGACUGGAGUGCCACAGGGAGCGAGGACUCGGGUGAAAGAGCAUGGCUACUGCAGAGUCCAAGCGUGGAGUCCAUACGGCAAAUGGAAGCAACCCGGGACAGGAGUGGAGGGGUGUCUGCCUUUGGGGCGGUCUUCAUUGUGGUCAACGCGGCACUCGGGGCGGGGCUUCUAAACUUCCCCGCUGCCUUCUACAUGGCGGGAGGAGUGACAGCGGGUGUGGUUCUUCAGAUGUUUAUGCUAACCUUCAUCAUCAGUGGACUGGUAAUCCUGGCGUACUGCUCUCAGGUCAGUAACGAGAGCACUUAUCAGGAGGUUGUGAGAGCCUCGUGUGGGAAGGUCAUGGGGGUCAUCUGUGAGGUCGCUAUCGCUGUUUACACCUUUGGCACCUGCAUUGCUUUCUUCAUCGUCAUCGGAGACCAGCUGGACAGAUUGAUAGCGGCCAUGUCCCAUGAUCCUGAGAGUGUGGUCAGUAAGACUUGGUACACCGACCGCAAGUUCACCAUCGUGGUCACUGGCGUUCUAGUGAUCCUUCCUCUCUCCAUCCCCAAAGAGAUAGGCUUCCAGAAAUACGCUAGUGCUUUGAGUGUUGUGGGAACUUGGUAUGUCACCAUUGUUGUCAUCGUUAAGUACAUCUGGCCAGAUAAGGAAAUGACCCCAGGAUACAUCCCAACCAGCCCAUCCUCCUGGACUGCAGUGCUCAACGCCAUCCCCACCAUAUGCUUUGGCUUCCAGUGUCAUGUCAGCAGUGUGCCUGUGUUUAACAGCAUGAGCAGGAGUGAGAUCAAGCCUUGGGGAGGUGUAGUGACUUUUGGCAUGAUCAUCUGCCUCUUUGUCUACACUGGCACAGGCGUGUGUGGCUUCCUGUCCUUUGGCUCGAAUGUCAGCCAAGAUGUUCUGAUGUCAUAUCCUCCGAAUGACAUUGCGGUGGCCAUCGCACGAGCCUUCAUCGUGGUCUGUGUCGUCACCUCCUAUCCCAUCCUGCACUUCUGUGGCAGGGCUGUGCUGGAGGGGCUCUGGCUGCGUUUCCAUGGCGAGCAGGUGGAGCUGUGCGUGCGUCGUGAGCAGAGGCGCAGGGUCCUGCAGACGCUGCUGUGGUUCACAGUCACCCUCAUCCUCGCCCUCUUCAUCCCCGACAUCGGCCGCGUCAUCGCCCUCAUUGGAGGGCUCGCUGCCUGCUUCAUCUUUGUCUUUCCAGGGCUCUGUCUGAUCCAGGCUAAACUGUCAGAGACGGAGAACAGAUCAGCGAGUUGGCAUGGGAUGGUGGUUUAUGGUGUUGUCAUGGUUACCAUCGGAGCGUUCAUCUUUGGCCAGACCACUGCCAAUGCAAUCUACCAAGACAUCAGCAACCACAGCUAAUAAGGAGCCAGAGGAGUCUUGUCAAGAGGAGGAGGGGGAGGAGGAGGGGAAGGAGGAGGAGGGGGGAGGAACAGGUCUUCACUGUCUUUUUGAACUUAGCAGGAUGUUGGGGAUCCAAUGCACACAUGAGCUCUGACCCUUCCUGAGGCUCCUUAUAAAGGCCUCUUCUGCAUGCAGCAUGGCCUUUCCUGUUCCUCAGCCAUGGAGCCCUCUGACUCGACAGGGCGCAAAGAGUGACUAAUGACAAGGGACCUAUCCAAUGGAAACACAUUGUGUCUUUUUUAGAACCCAAUGCCAAUUUUAAAAUUAUGGUUUAGAUUAGUUUUUUAGCCUCGGUUUUGCAGUCUAGAUUUGACCACUAUCUGACUGAAUCAAGCCCAGCAUGCUCUACGUGGCGUCACACCCACUUCCUGUUUACCUGAGCUCAGGUGCGGAGGACCUCCCUGACACUAGUUCAGCUGGCCAGCAGUAGGUGACCUGGAGGCUUCUCUCACUGACACUAAUGAUUUUAAGGGGUCCUGUUUUAAGUUUACUGCCAAACAUAUUUUGUUUAUAGUACUUUAGUAAUUCCAGUGAUUUAGCAGAGGCAGCCUGAUAUCGCAGCCAACAAUCAUGUGUAAUAAUGUGGCAAGAUAAUCAGGACUGUAUCAUUUAAUACUUUUCUUAAACUCUUGGACUGACUCAUUUGCUUUGGACUGGGUUUCAAAAUAAAACAAAAUAUUUUUCAAAGAUGUACAGAGUGGUAAGGGAUACAAAUAAAUCAAGUUGAAAGGAGUUGUUCCUAGUACAGCAGUUAUGGUUUUAUCUUGACUUGAAUGAGACUGGAAACGCUUGAAAUGCAAUGAAUUGUUUAGAUGAAUGCUUUUAUUCUCACUUGUAACCAUAAUAAGAAGUAACUGUUUGGAUCAAUAAGCCAUCUAGUAAGCAAGUCCUCUGCAGUGGAUCAUUGUUGUGAUGAAAGUUCAAGCUCCUAUGUAAAUCUUUCACUGGUUUUAUUGCACGUCAUUACACCAUUUCUGUCUCCCACAGAGAUAAUCGUAGCAAUACCUCAGCUUUUGCCAUACUUUUGUACAGAAACACGUUUAGCCGUCUGACAGAGCUUGUGAUCAAACUGUACUUGUCAUUGUUGUUAUGGUGCUUUGGUCUUUCCCAACCUCAUUAAAACAUGUCAGCCUUUGUGGAUAUGUAUAAACAUAUUUGUACUGUGGUUCAAAUUUGUACUGUGGUUCUCAACAGGAUCCUGGCCUGGAUAGCCAGCUCAUGGUGGCUGAGUAAUGGAAUUAGUUUUCAAUCUUUAGAUUCUUUUAUA